This is a messenger RNA of Peronospora matthiolae, 1038 nucleotides long. The record is from the annotation of a GenBank genome assembly. Lineage: Eukaryota; Oomycota; Peronosporomycetes; Peronosporales; Peronosporaceae.
AUGGACGACCUGCCUGCCGUCGUGCUGCUGCACGUGCUGCGCUUUCUCGACCACUCGGCGCUGCAUGCAGCCGAGCAGACGUCCCUCACGUUUCUGACGCUCACACGCGAUGCCCAACUAUGGAGGGACCUGGUCAUACCCCACGUGAGCUGCAGUGAAGCUCUACAGUCCCAAGACGCGUGGAAACCCAUGGCGUGUCUAGUCCAGCGUCGGGCUCUGGAUGACCAGCAGCUACUAAGCGGCAUCCAGUCCUUCUCCUCGGCUGACAGGUCGAGUGAGUCGCCGGUGAAUACACUCACCCCUUCUCGGUGCUGGUUGGAGCUCCGAGUGCCAGACGUCGAGCAAGAGACAGAGCUGAGGACACUGGGCGAGCGCAUCCAGCACCGCUGCGGCUGCUCGGCAGGUCAGUCGUGUUACUGGAGCAGCUCGGCGUCAAUGGAUCCGAACGCGACCGAGUUCAUUGACUAUUCCCUGAGUGGUCCUUGCGUCGUCGCGGCUGUGCAGAUUGUCCCGUACCGAGUGUUUUGGCAUCCAGGUAGUCCCACAUAUGCACCGCAGCGCGUUAAAUUCGAGUUCUUUGACGUUGAUAACCACAUGACGACGGCAUCGCAGGGGGAAAGAAGAGUUUGGACGCUGCAUGAAGCGACUGUGGAGCCGUUUUAUGCCUCGCACGACUACCAGGUCAAGAAUGACAUGACGCUGCAGGAAUUCGUGCUGCCUCGAAAGGUCACAGCAAGUGAAAAGACCGUGCUGCGUAUCACGCUGAUGGGAAGACACCAAGCGCAGACAUUUGAGCUUCCACAAGACGUUGCCAACGAAGACGACGACCGGCGGCCGAAAUACUAUUGCUGUCUAAGCCACGUGAACAUAUGCGGCGUACCGUGGAAAUCCCUGCCACCGAAAACUGCUUCAGACUUGGCAGCUUCGCCGUUGUACAAGAUGAGUCCGAACCUACGCGUGGCAGCACUGACCGGGCUCGCAAUGUACAUCACUGCCUGUUACGAAGGAUACGUUGGCCGCACUCGACGAUGGGAGUGA